This is a messenger RNA of Alligator mississippiensis (American alligator), 1597 nucleotides long. Its product is annotated as protein TsetseEP-like. The record is from RefSeq and is a predicted model, not a curated record. Bases 88 to 1176 code for a protein of 362 amino acids. The transcript is spliced from 5 exons. Gene Ontology annotation, biological process: signal transduction. NCBI's taxonomy places the organism in Eukaryota, Metazoa, Chordata, Crocodylia, Alligatoridae.
GAAGAUUUCAAAGAGCCGCCGAAGUACCACACACUGCAGAAAGUAAUAGCACACCUGAACAAGAACGUCCCUGGCUGUGACGUUGAAAUGGAGGCCAAACACCUCCUCCACCAGUUUCAAAACGAAGCAGAAAAUGAGAGCCAGCCUGGGGACCAUCCUGCGGACCAGCCAGGAGACCAGCCCAAGGGCCAGCCCGGGGAACUGCCUGAGGUCCAGCCCGGGAAGCAGCCCAAAGGCCAGCCCGGGGAGCAGCCGGAGGACCAACCUGGGGACCAUCCCGAGGGCCAGCCAGGGGCCCUGCCCGAGGACCAGCCCAGGGACCUGCCCGAGGUCCAGCCUGGGGAGCAGCCUGAGGACCAGGCGGAGGACCAACCUGGGGACCAGCCCGAGGGCCAGCCCAGGGACCAGCCCGAGGCCCAUCUGGGGGACCGACCUUGGGACCUGCCUGACGUCCAACCCAAGGGCCAGACUGGAGAGCAGCCCGAGGGCCAGCCUGGGGACCUGCCCGAGGUCCAGCCCGGGGUGCAGCCCGAGGGCCAGCCCGGGGAGCAGCAGGAGGAACAACCUGGGGACCAGCCCAAGGGCCAGCUAGGGGACCUGCACGAGGUCCAGCCCGGGGUGCAGCCCGAGGGCCAGCCGGAGGACCAACCUGGGGACCAGCCUGAGGGCCAGCCCAGGGACCAGCCUGAGGACCAUUUGGGGGACCGACCUUGGGAUCUGCCCAAGAGCCAACCUGGGGACCUGCCCAGAGUCCAGCCCAAGGGCCAGCCCAGGGACCUGCCCGGGGACCAGCCCAGGAACCUGCCUCAGGAAAAGAACGAAGACGCCUACAUCAUUCACUGCUCAGUGCCGAACAGUCAAGGUGUUGUGUACAAAGGCAUUCUGUUAACGAGCCAAGACACAACUAGAGAUGUGAUCUCAAAAAUUAUGAGAAAAUAUGAUCUGGACAUGGAGGAAGCUGGAAACUACCAACUUGUGCAGGUCAUUUCGGAACACAAAGAGCUAGUCUUCCCACAGGAAGCAAAUGUGCUUUCUUAUAUGAACAGCCAGGGGAACGCAGACAUCAGCCAAAGAAGAAAGCCAGCUUUCCGUGCCUCCCCAUUGUCUGCUGCAGACAAGAAAAAGAGGAGGCGCCUACCUCGCCUCUUUAGAGGCAGCAGGGUCAGACCCGAAUGAGAGCAUCCUGACAAGGAGCUGACACGAAUACCAUUCUCAGGCUGGGGGAGACUGGGAACCUGUGGGGGGUUGGGGUGCAGGCAUGGGAGGGAUGGGGUCAGGUGGGAAUGGGGAGCAGAAGGGAAUAUAAUUUAUGUUCAGGAGGGAUGUUGGGCACAAGGAGUGGGAGGGAGAGGGGGAAAAUGGGAGGGAGGUUUGUUACAAGGCGGGGAUAAGGGUAGGGUUUUGCAAUUGCAAGAAAGCAGACCCCUGGGUGGGGGAAGGGGUAUAUACCCUUCCCCUUGCCCCCCCAGCCCUGCUGGUGCCCCUCACUCCCAACCCACAGCCCCUUUCCCACCCACCCCCAUACCUCCUGGUGCUCCUCCCUUAUCCUGCAGAGAAUGAAAGUAGCCAUCAAUCCCUUCUUCAAUUGCCCUGAUCC